This is a messenger RNA of Dermacentor andersoni, 758 nucleotides long. It is a transcript of the gene mRpS16, whose product is annotated as mitochondrial ribosomal protein S16. Gene Ontology annotation, cellular component: mitochondrial small ribosomal subunit; ribosome. The record is from RefSeq and is a predicted model, not a curated record. Lineage: Eukaryota; Metazoa; Arthropoda; Arachnida; Ixodida; Ixodidae. Gene Ontology annotation, molecular function: structural constituent of ribosome. Gene Ontology annotation, biological process: mitochondrial translation.
GCUGCGCGGCGCGCUAGCACAUGGCGGUGGCUGGCGGUUGCAAAGUGUGUUGCUGGAAACAAUAAUAUACCGAAUUUCUUGUUUUCACCCUUUGCAGAAACAGCCAGUAUCAUGGCAGGAGUAGCCCCGGGUGUCCCAAGAGUACGCAUCCAACUGCUGCUGAAAGGCUGUGCAAAUCGACCUUUCUACCACCUUGUGGCAGCGCGACUACGGAGACGGCCCCGGGACACGGACACCAUUGAGCAGCUCGGUUCCUUUGACCCGAUGCCCAACGAGCGUAACGAGAAGUUGGUGGCCAUCAACUUUGACCGGCUGAACUACUGGUUCGGGCAGGGAGCCAAGACGAGUCCGGGAGCAGGCAUGCUCUUGGGUUUGGCAGGAUACACAAGCAUGCACCCAAAAGUCUAUAUGAAGGCGUGGAGGAAUCGGCGGGCUGCGCUUACUGAAGCUGGAAAGGUAGCUGCUGAAGCGAAGGAUGAAGCAGCAAAGGCCGAGAGCUAGGGUGAAAAGGCUGUGAGUUUGUUCUUUGUGUCCCGCAAAAUGUUGUUGAAGUCAGCAAGCAAGAAAAAAAGAAAUGAUGCUGAACUUUUCUUGAAGUGCAUAGGGCGGCUGGCAACAGGCCUACAGUAAGAAGAGUGUUAGCGUACACAUGCUAGCUGGAUCUGUUGAAAUGCGUGAAUGUGCUGUUGUAUGUUUCCCUGGACGAGAUAACAAGCACUUGUGGCUGAAGAACGAAUAAAAUUAGAAUUCAUUGAUGA